This is a messenger RNA of Aspergillus tanneri, 1170 nucleotides long. RefSeq lists its product as uncharacterized. Gene Ontology annotation, molecular function: RNA binding; RNA nuclease activity. The record is from RefSeq and is a predicted model, not a curated record. Lineage: Eukaryota; Fungi; Ascomycota; Eurotiomycetes; Eurotiales; Aspergillaceae. The transcript has 5 exons. Bases 1 to 1170 code for a protein of 389 amino acids.
AUGUUACUUUUUCGUUUCGCAGCACUUUUCGGAAUUGCCACUGGGCUUCCUCGUCCCGAUGCAGCUCCCGAUUUAUCAGUGAUCGAACGUCAACCUCCCUGCAGUGAUGGUGCUUCCUGUACCCUGAGCAGUGGGCCUUUCUUGGCAGAUACGCAGCUGCAGGGAGUACACGAAAAGCGUCAGGCAUACUCUGACGACGUCGAUAGUGUUACCGUAACCUUGCAUGUGUCUGACUCCUAUUUUGCCGGAACGGAUUUCCGUAUCUUCUUUGCCUUUGGUGAUGCCGAAAGCACUUUUGGAAGUUUUUGGAGCCAGAUAUCGACCAUCUGGGAUUUUAAGGACCGUGGGGUUCACCAACACAAUAAUAUACUUAAGGUGUUUGAUGGACCAUCCAGAGGGGACCGUGCAGAUGUAAAGUUCGAUUUGAAAAAAGGAUUUGGUAAGGACCGUGUUUCUAUAUCCGACCUACGCAACAUUAGCCUUGCCGUCCUGCCACCGUCCAAAGAUUCAAUCGGCGAGCAGGUGUCGGCGGAUUGGGGGACCGUGUUUGAAGGAGGAUUCAAAAUUCAAGAAAUCACCAUUACCGCACAUCACGCCGCCUUAAAUCGCGACUUUAAGAACAAACAGUUCAGUGACUUGAACAAAUGGCUUAACCCUACUAAGCUCCGGUGGGUCAAGGAUAGUGGUGAGAUUGUUUGGAAGGGAGAACUUGAACUAGAAAAAUGGCUCGAUCAGGAUCAGAAGCCUUUAAGCAUUGAUGAGCCCAGCCGUGGGGAGGGCACCUGUCCCCGGUUCUCUGGAAAAGGCGCACGUAUUGGUAAACGACAAAACAAUGAUAACAAUCAGGAAGAGGAGUGGGAUGUUUGGGGAGCAUUUGAAGAGGCCCAAAAGCAUCUUGAGGCCAAUACUCAAGUAGGACGGAACCGUUACCCACACCGAUUCAGAAAUUACGAAAGGCUGGCAAUCCCAGAUGAAUUUCGGAACCAGCCACUCCAGGAGUUUCCGAUCCUACGAGGGCAAAGACGGUAUUCGGGGACCGAAUCCCCGGGGGCGAUGCGUGUGAUCCUCGCUCAGAAACUCUCCAACAUCUUGAUUAUCCUGGGUGCGAUCGUCCUUAAGGAUUGUUUUCCCAAGAGUGCGGUUCACAACGUCUUCUUCUCAACGGAGUAG